CAAAACUCGCGUUAAUGCAGGCGCGGCCACGGUGUCACCUCCCUAGGACCGACCCCGUCGGUCAGUGGGGUCUGCCCCCGUCUUCUCCACGUUACCUGCGAUAUCGAGAGUGGCAAAUGAACCAGCUAUAGAGUACAAUUAUGGUUUCUGAUUUCCUGAAUCAUUUAAAGAGGGGGUUUCCCCUCUGCAAAAUUGUCCUUCGGAGAUUAAUGUACAUUUACUUCAGUGUUUUAAAUCUGUUGAUAGUUUGGGUAAUGAUGGCUCAGCUCCAGCAAGGAGGUCCUGAUGAAAAAGAGAAGACUACUGCAUUAAAGGAUUUGUUGUCUAGGAUAGACUUGGAUGAACUAAUGAAAAAAGAUGAGCCACCGCUUGAAUUUCCUGAUACUCUGGAAGGAUUUGAGUACAUUUUUAAUGAAAAAGGGCAGUUGAGACACAUCAAAACUGGGGAGCCGUUUGUUUUUAAUUACCGUGAAGAUUUGCAUAGAUGGAACCAAAAGCGUUAUGAAGCUCUCGGAGAGAUCAUUACUAAAUAUGUUUAUGAGCUUCUGGAAAAGGAGUGCCACUUGAAGAAAGUAACUCUCCCAGUGGAUGCAACCGAGAGCGAACCAAAGAGCUUUAUCUUCAUGAGUGAAGAUGCACUAACAAAUCCUGACAAACUCUUGGUGCUCAUUCAUGGUAACGGUGUCGUCAGAGCGGGUCAGUGGGCUCGGAGACUUAUAAUUAAUGAAGAUCUAGACAGUGGCACACAGAUACCAUAUAUAAAGAGGGCAACUGAGGAAGGCUAUGGAGUAAUAGUACUGAAUCCCAAUGAGAACUAUAUUGAAGUGGAGAAGACAAAAGCCCAAGUACAGCCGUCUUCUGAUAGCUCAGAUGAACCUGCAGAAAAGAGGGAAAGAAAAGAUAAAAUCCAGAAGGACACAAAGAAGCGACGUGACUUCUACGAAAAGUAUCGAAACCCACAGAAAGAAAAAGAAACUAUGCAGAUGUACAUCAGAGAUAAUGGAUCUCCUGAAGAACACGCCGUUUAUGUUUGGGACCACUUCAUUUCCCAGUCUGCUGCAGAGAAUGUGUUUUUUGUGGCUCACAGUUAUGGUGGGCUUGCCUUUGUGGAGUUGAUGAUUCAACGAGAGGCAGAAGUGAAGAAUAAGGUAACUGCUGUGGCGUUGACAGACUCUGUUCACAAUGUGUGGCAUCAAGAAGCUGGGAAAACUAUUCGAGAGUGGAUGCGAGAGAACUGCUGUAACUGGGUGUCCAGCUCUGAGCCCCUGGACACAUCGGUAGAGUCCAUGCUGCCAGACUGUCCACGUGUCUCUGCAGGUACAGAGCGCCAUGAACUAACCUCCUGGAAGAGUUUUCCAUCUAUCUUUAAAUUCUUCAGUGAUGCAAUGGAGGCAAAGAACAGCUCAGUGAAGCCAACCCCAACACGCCGCUCCAACAGGAUAAAAUAUGAAGAACUGUGAAAGGAAGAGAAGGAUAAAAUAAGGGGGGGAGAAUUUUUUUUUCUAAAACAACGAGAAACAAGCAAGCAAACAACAACAAGAACACCAAGAAGAAGAACCUCUUGGCUGCUUGUUUUCUGGCAGGAGUUUCCCAGCCCCUCAUUAGAUUGUUUUCUUCCUGGAGCACAGGGGUCGUGAUGUAUACAUCUAAAUAGCGUUUUGCAUUAUUUCUAGAUGAGUGCAACUGUCAAAGCAAUAUGGGUUCAGUGGCUGUGCUUCCUGUGGGCUGUAGCUUGGAUUUUGUGCUGCCCAUCAGCGUGCAGAUUAAGGCUGACAGUGGUGCUGCACAGUUGCAGUGUGGUGCAGCUCUUAAUUGCCCUGACACAGCCCUGCCAGAAUUUAACAGCUUCUUCAUGGUCCCUCUUGCCUACAGGAUUUCUUUUUUCCUUUUCACUGUUUUUUCCUUUUCACUCUUUUUUCCUUUUCACUCUUUUUUCCUUCCUUUUUUUUUUUUUCCAAUUCUGUCUGCUUCCUUCUAUUUUGAGGCAAAAUAGCAAUCACUUUUUUUUCUUUCUUUUUUUUCCUUUCUUUUUUUUUCUUCUCUUAAAAUAGAACAGGCUAGAAUCACUAAGGCUGGGAAAAAAACUUUGAGGUCAAUUCCAACUGUAACCCAACUACUAUGACUAUAUUCUGAAGCGCUACAUCUGCAUACUUCUUGAACACCACCAAGGAUGGUGACUCCAUCACCUUCCUGGGCAGCAUGUUCAAAAAAAAAAAAGUGACUCAAUCUCAGAAAUGUGAUUUUUUUUUUUUUUUAACUUCUCUUUCUCUGGGACCAAGUGGGAUCAACUCCGGAUUCUUUUCAUUUUCUGCUGGUAGAAAAGGGUCCAAGAAGUCUGGUCCGGAAUCGUAAGAAAGACCCUUUGUUGUCAAAGAUUUUCUCCUCCUGACAGAUCAAUGGCAUUAUCUGUAGGAUCUUCUCUUCCUUUUGAAAGCUCUACUUAAAAAAAAAAAAAAAAAAAAAAAAAAAAAAAAAAAACACCAACCAAAAAACAACAACAACAAAAAGAGGAGAAAAAAAAAAUAAAACUGCCUAUUCAUUAACUGGCUGGAUCACACUGUGAAAUAUGACAGGAAAAAAUUUGGAAAAAAAGAGAGGAAAAGGAAGAUAAAAAGGAAAAGAAAAAGAAAAUAAAAGAAGAUGAGGGGAAAGAGGUGAAAAAUAUUAAAAAAGAAAAAAGGUGUUUUUUUUAAGAAAGAUGUAUAAAAAUGGGGAGGAGGAGGGGAAGAGGGGCACAUUGCACCUUUUCCUGUUUAUUUUUUAAUGCAAGAACAACAACAACAACAAAAAAAUAGGAUGCUUCCAUUUUUAUACAACAGGUUUUUAACAACUUGCCACCCCUUGGUUAGUUUUCCCAAAGCUUUAUCCCCACUUUCCCAAACACUGGAGGAGUGUGGGGAUCCCCUGCGCCAAGCAUGGGACCUUUGGGAUGAUGAUGAUGGUGGUGGUGAUGAUGGGGGAUGUGGCUGUAGCCACCACUGUCGCUGAGUGUCUGCCUCUAUAAGCGACAAGACGUGCCUCAUAGCGUGCCCGGUGAGCGAGCGCGCUAAUUAAGCUCUUUUAGUGUUGAUGAUGCUAAAUUAAAGUGAUCGUUUUAUUCGGUGUCCGCGCCCGCCUCUCCUCCCCAUCCCCUACCCCCGCCCCGCGAUGUUUUUCGUAGUGCCGAAGAGGCAACGGAUCUGAGACCCCCCCAUGCCACCCUAUCUUACAUCUCCCCCCUCAGUGUCAUUUCCUAUCCCACAGGAGGUGGGAGCCGGGAACAGAGCGGGGAGGGGUGGUGUAAAACGAGAUGAUGCUCAUGGAAGGGUUGCAAGGAGAAACCCAGGCAGAUUUGGGUUGAAAUCCUCUGGUUUGGGGGCUCUAUUAGUAGCAGCAUCGGGGUUCCUUCCGCCCACCUCCAUCCUCCCCCCGGCACCAUCACUCUCCAUUUAACCUUCCCCCUUCAGAAGCUGCUCACCCUGAGUGGGGGGCGGUGUUGAGAGGAAGAGGAGGUUGGGAUGGGGGUGGAGGGUCAGGUCGUGCCUACACAGGAGGCAGCGCUAAAUCUGCGGAGGUGAACCUGUUGCAGGAGAGCGGAGAGGUCUGCAGCCGCUCCUCCCAUCCCCAAACCCUCCGUUGGGGGAUGCUGCUGCCUGCAGGUUGUCCGACACCCCCACCGCGAGGAUCUGAAUCCCCGCAAACUUUUGCUCGCCUCAGAUUUCGUGUGUCUAGGUGAAAGAGGGAGUUUUCGUCACUUUUUGGGGGGAGUUGGUGCUUAUUCCCACAGAGGAAGAGGACUGGAGGGAGAGAGGGGGAAGAGGUUUAUUCCCUAUCUCCCCCAGCACCGGGGUGGUGAAAAGGGGCCUCUGGGGGGUGUCAAAUGUCUCGGGAAUGGAUCUAUUUUUUUAAUUAUUGAUGAGAAAUGAAAUGUGCACCCAAAAAAAAAAAAAAAACAUUUCUACUGUAACGAUUUGCCCUGGUUUUGUAAGGCUUUUUUCUUCACCCUACCCUUGGCCCCGGGAGACUUUACCGCUUCUGCAGGAGGGUGCUGUUAAGCACUGGGAGUGAGGUGGUGGGGUCCUUGCCGCUGGUAUUGCUCCGCUUGCAUUGAACCAAAAAAAAAUAAUAAAGACACUCUUUUCUCUC
Molecule: messenger RNA, 4125 nt
Organism: Pogoniulus pusillus (Red-fronted tinkerbird)
Lineage: Eukaryota; Metazoa; Chordata; Aves; Piciformes; Lybiidae
Gene: ARB2A
Product: ARB2 cotranscriptional regulator A
Exons: 11
Coding region: 141-1460 (439 amino acids)
Biological process (GO): regulatory ncRNA-mediated heterochromatin formation
Cellular component (GO): nucleus
Molecular function (GO): siRNA binding
Source: RefSeq, a predicted model, not a curated record